Molecule: messenger RNA, 1536 nt
Organism: Mauremys mutica (yellowpond turtle)
Lineage: Eukaryota; Metazoa; Chordata; Testudines; Geoemydidae
Product: E3 ubiquitin-protein ligase TRIM39-like
Exons: 6
Coding region: 1-1506 (501 amino acids)
Molecular function (GO): protein binding; zinc ion binding
Source: RefSeq, a predicted model, not a curated record
AUGGCCUCGGCUGCUGCCACCAGCAACCUUCUAAAAAGCCUCCGGGACAUAGUGAAUUGCUCAGUCUGCCAGGAUAUUUUUAAAGAUCCGGUAACCCUGGACUGUGGGCACAAUUUCUGCCGCUCCUGCAUCGCCCAGCGCUGGGAGGGAUUGAAGAGAGACUUCCCCUGCCCUCAGUGCAGGAAAAGAUUUCGGAAGGGAAAUAUCCGGCCUAAUCCCCAGCUGGAAGAAAUAGCCAAGCAAGUGAGGCCUAACCCCCAGCUGGAAGAAAUAGCCAAGCAAGUCAGCGCUCCCACUGUGAAAGGGUCAGAGGGAGAGAAACUGUGUGAGGAACACAAGAAACCCUUAAAGCUGUACUGUGAGCAUCAUAGCAAAGUCAUUUGUGAGGACUGUGAUCUAUCCUUUGAGCACCACUACCAUGACGUGCUUCCCGUAGAGGAUGAGGUCAAGCCAUUGAAGGACAACUUUCAGGACGACAUACAAAACUGUACAAACUAUAAAGAAGCUACAGAGGCAUUAAAAUUAAAUGAAGAAAAGAAAAUUGCCACUUUGUUGACAAAGACAGAAACAGAGAGGCAGGAAAUUGUUUCUCAUUUUGAACGACGACAUCAGAUUCUGAAGGAGGAAGAGCAGCGUCUUCUGGCUGAGCUGGAUGAGAUGGAAAAGGUCAUUCAGGAGGCAAAGGAUGAAUCUGUCGCUAAACUGGCCGAGGAAAUAUCAUAUUAUGAUGAACGCAUAGCUGAGAGGAAGGAGGUGUGCCAGAAGACGCCAGUGGAAAUACUCAUGACUGAUACAUCCAACCUCUAUUGCUUGACGUAUUUGCCGUUCCCAAAGCCUGUUUCUCCUGAACUAGAAAAGAGAUUCAGCAAUUUCUAUCAAAAAUUCAAAGUUCUGAAGGAUGCAGUAAUCAUCAAAAGAACGGAUGUGACUCUGGAUCCAGGAACAGCUCAUCCUACAAUAGCGGUAUCUGAGGAUGGGAGAAGUGCAAGAAAAGUCUCCAUUCAGACUGUGCCCGAUAGUCCCAAGAGAUUUGAUACUCUUUCAGCUGUGCUGGGCUCGGAGGGAUUCGACUCAGGCCAGCAUUGCUGGGAGACAGAGGUGGGGCUGGGGGAAGACUGGGCUGUGGGGAUCGCCACAGAGUCUGUGCAAAGGAAGGGGAUAUUGGCCUUUCAGUCUCACCAUGAAAUCUGGAGUGUGUGGAUGAAGGAGAACAAGACUCAUCCAUCCUAUUGGACCCUGGCGGCUGCAAACCCAGCCCCAGAGGACACAAUACCAGCCACAAUGGGGGAUCCCGCUGUAAUGCCAACUGAGAUACUGGCCCCCACAUCCCGGAGCAAGACACGCAUAAAGAUCAGAGUUUGUCUGGAUUAUGAAAGGGGGUUGGUGACAUUUUACAGAUCUGAUAACAUGGCUCCUCCCUUCACUUAUUGUAUCACCUUCACAGAGAAAAUCUUCCCUUUCUUUUGGCUAUGGUCUGCAGAAGCAUGGGUCAGAUUGUGUCCCUGAGAUAGAGAUAAUAGUUUUAGCAUACGUGAC